Messenger RNA from Cyphomyrmex costatus, 643 nucleotides. Its product is annotated as 60S ribosomal protein L9. The transcript has 4 exons. Gene Ontology annotation, cellular component: ribosome; cytosolic large ribosomal subunit. Gene Ontology annotation, molecular function: rRNA binding; structural constituent of ribosome. The record is from RefSeq and is a predicted model, not a curated record. Gene Ontology annotation, biological process: cytoplasmic translation. Bases 71 to 643 code for a protein of 190 amino acids. NCBI's taxonomy places the organism in Eukaryota, Metazoa, Arthropoda, Insecta, Hymenoptera, Formicidae.
UGUUAUUUUUUAUACUUUCAUAAUAAAAUAUUAUUUUUUUGAAAAAUUUGAGGCGUCUAGCACGACAAGAAUGAAGCAAAUAGUAACUAAUCAAACGGUAAAAAUCCCAGAGGGAUUGACUGUUACAGUUAAAUCCCGUCUGGUAACGGUAAAAGGACCAAGAGGUGUAUUGAAACGAUCUUUUAAACAUCUUGCACUUGAUAUUCGUAUGGUCAGCCCGAGAUUACUGAAGGUAGAGAAAUGGUUCGGUACGAAGAAAGAAUUAGCUGCUGUUCGUACUGUAUGCUCGCAUAUUGAAAAUAUGCUUAAAGGUGUAACAAAGGGAUAUCAAUAUAAAAUGCGAGCUGUGUAUGCUCAUUUCCCUAUUAACUGUGUGACUACAGAGAAUAACACAGUCAUAGAAAUUCGUAAUUUCUUGGGCGAGAAGUAUAUACGUCGUGUCAAAAUGGCAGCAGGUGUCACUGUUGCAAAUUCUGGCAAACAAAAAGAUGAAUUGAUUAUAGAAGGAAAUUCCUUAGAAGAUGUAUCUCGUUCGGCUGCACUUAUUCAACAGUCCACUACAGUAAAAAAUAAGGACAUCAGAAAGUUUUUGGAUGGACUUUAUGUGUCUGAAAAAACAACAGUUGUACAAGAUGAUGAAUAA